UAUGACGCAUACAAAAAAACAAAUUCAUGCAAAUAUUCGUCAUUUACCUCAUUACCUUACCGAAAGUCUUAAAUUUGGUAAUUAAUAGCCACAACAUGACUGCGCAACCUUAUAAUUGACCUUUUUACGUUGGAGGAUUGCAACGAGAUAAUUAAUACAUUAAGUCAAUAAGAAUUACAGUAAGAUGCAGUUAGUUCCUUAUUUUUUUUUUUUCAAUUUCGUAAAAAUAUUAAUCAACUUGUUUCCCUCACUUUAGUUCUAAAAUAAAAUACAAAGACAGCGACUAACUUACCCAUUACCUCCCUUACCUCAUUUGUUUGAAAUCGCAUUCCGCCUAGUUAUAGAAGGGAAUCAGAUCAGGAGGAUAAGGUGGAUAAAGCGAUAUAACGUAACGGAGAUAUAUUUGAAGGUUCAUUAUUCAAUAUCCUGACAGCUUUGUCCUUUACAAGGUACAGAUCUGCUAUGCAGAGCGCAGGUAAGUUGAGGGCACAGGUUUGAAGGGGUCAAUGAAAGUUGUUUCGUGAAUCCAAGUAGAUUUUCUGAUGGAAGGACGGAAUCCAUUGCAAGGAUUGUAUUUCUGUUGCGAGCGAGCUUUUUAUCAGCAUUAAGCAAUCGCGUUAUCCACAGGACAGUUACAGAUCCGAUGUACGUAUUUUUAGGUCAAUUAAUGCUAUAAAUCUAACCUUUUUAGUUAUUGUUUUGCUUUAUGUAGUUCGUUCUUCAAAAUAAUAUAUCACAACUUUGAAAGUGUUGAUGGAAGGUUUUUGUAAUAAUAUCGAUCGAAGAGACAGGAGCAAAACGUGUCAGGAAAUCAAAAAUUCUAUGUUUGAAGUACCAAAAGACUGUCAGCUCGACCUUAAAGGCCAAAAAAAGGGUUUUACGUUCUUUAGAACACGUUUUUCGGAUGAAAUCCAUUGUAUGGGUUGUAUUUCUGCUGCGAGCGAGCUUUUUAUCAGCAUUAAGCAACCGCGUUAUCCACAGAAUAGUUACAGAUAUAAUGUAAGUAUCUUUGGGUCAAUUAAUGUACUAAAUGUAUUAUUUUGCACUUUUUUCUUCUGUUUUUCUCCAAUAUAAGAUAUUACAACAUGCAGUAUGUGUCAGUAACAAAUAAAAACAAAAGUUGCGACGAAAACAUCGUGCAAAAAUAUAGUUGUUUACAUAUUUAAACGAACAAACAAACAUUAUCUGUAACCUUAGAUAAUAGUCAAUGAAAACGAAAUGAAUUCAAUAACAAAAUUCAUUACGAGAUAUUUUUCGAAACAUGGAGAAGAUUAAAAUCUGGAACAAGUACUUUUGCACGUACAUCCAUUUUACGAUUUACGACUAAAUGCUUUGCUUUUGUGUCCCAUCGGUCAAUAAUAAGGGGUAUUUAGCUUAAAAAAAACACAUGCUUCCGACUUAUUAUUACCUGAGGUUACAUGUUUUAUUAUUAACAACAAUUGCCGUUUGAAAACCUUUGCUAAGGCCACAAAACAAGAAGUUGGACUGAAGAAAUUUUUAUUGUACCGAUGAAUUCAAGUUUGAGCUAUUCGGUUCAAAACUAAGAAUUUAUUUUCGACCUAGUGCCCAAGAAAAGAUGAUGCCAACGAACAAUUAUAGUCUGGGGUGGUUUUUCUAACCAUGGAAUUGGCGAUUUGACCAAAAUUGAUUGAAUUAUGAGACUAAAUUUUCGGAACAAAAUGUCGUUUCUUUUGGUUCGCGAUUAAUUGGAGAAGGAUCCAUUUUCCAAAUGGACAGUGAUCAUAAACAUAUUUCCAAAUUCUGUAGAGGACAUUUGGAAAAGAAAGGGUUACAGGGAGUGUUAAUAAACAAGGUUUGACCGCCGCUAUCAACUGUUGAUAUUUCCUUACGUUUAUUGAUUAUCAAAAAGUGUUUUAUUGGAUUAUUUAACAGUUUAAUUGAAAUGAUCUGCAUGGUAUAUUAAAAUUAAUGCAUGAAAGAGACGUGAGGUGAUUUUCCUGAAGAUAAAUGGACGUUAAAAGAAAUUAAAGAUAAUAAUUGGUGUUUUUCUUCAAUAAUUAGCCACGUAACAAAAUUAAAUACAGGAAACGGUCCAUCCUUUCAUGUAUUUUUUAUUUUCUGCUAAACAACUUGAAUGACCCUACGUAAAAUGCUAUCUAGGUUGGUCUUCAAUUCUCGAUGUUAUUAUAUUUGAUUUGCCCGAUCUAGUUUAUUUUAAUGUUGACGUUCAAUCCGCACGCGUACUCAACCUCUUAUUGAAAAUGAAUGGGGCGAUUAUUUGCGUUGUGGUUUUUUUCGUUGUCAGUGCCGUUGGAGGUUACUAUUUUCAGGAAAAUCGACCGAAAUAUCUGACUGCUGCCGUGGGUGAUCAUGUAGUUUUUAAUUGUGAAAUUGAUUUUCCGCAGAAUUUUCCGAUACCGUAUAAACUGUUUUGGAAAAGGAAGGGAGAAGUUAUUUAUUCCUGGUACGACGGACGAAUAACGGAAGCCGACGAUUAUGUCGGUAGAAUAACAUUGAUAACGAAAAUACCUCACCCCAUUUACGGUAUGGGUUCCAUUAAUUUAACAUCAAUCAGAGAAUCCGACGCCGGAUGGUUCGAAUGCCGAACUCUGUUCCCUAAUAGAACACCACCGUGGAGAAACAACGGCACGUGGUUCCAUCUCACUGUUAGCGGUGGAAAUUUAUUAGCUAUUCCUCCUCUUAACAAGACCGUUUUGGAAGGAGCCGAAGUAGAAUUUACAUGUCUUACCAAAGAUUACGAGAUUAAAGUGAAAUGGUUUAAAGACGGUAUCGAAUUAUCGGAAUACCACGAUUUGUUAACUAGAUCUUGGGUAACUAAAGAUAAUACGUUGGUUAUACGUCCGACUGAUUCUGGGGAUACUGGAGAAUACGAAUGUGAAGCUUCUAAUUACGAAGGCGAACGACAAACUGCUAGAGCCUACCUCAAUGUACAAUAUAAAGCGAAAGUAGUAUACGCCCCACCGGAAAUUCACUUACCAUUUGGCCGUCCAGCUAUACUCGACUGCAAUUACCGAUCCAAUCCACCUUUGACUAACCUCCGAUGGGAUAAAGACGGUUUCCUUUUCGAUCCUUAUAAUAUACAAGGUGUUUUUUAUAGACGCAACGGAAGCUUAUACAUAAGUAAAGUUGACGAAACUCACAAUGGUGUUUAUACUUGCACACCUUAUAACGAUUUAGGCACAGCUGGACCUUCAACGAAUAUGCACGUUAUCGUACAAAAACCUCCAGUUUUCGUCACAACACCUCAUAAUUUAUAUUUGAGGAAAUUAGGGGAAACAGUGGAAAUGACUUGUGACGCUAGAGAUGGUGAAGAUGGUCAUAAACCUAUUAUUGUUUGGUACAAGAAAGACGGUACAACUUUACCAGUAGGUCGAUACUUUAUCAAAGACGGAAACUUGACAAUUAUGGAUAUUCAAACGAAAGAUAGAGGUAUUUAUCAAUGUUCUGCGACGAAUAAAGCGGCUACAAUCACUGUAGAAACCGAGUUAUUAGUAGAAAAUGUUCCUUCCAGUGCUCCAUACAAUCUAUCGGCAGUAUCGUCGGCUACAACAGUACAUUUAACAUGGCUAGUCAAUCGGCAACGAAUCAAUGUCGAUUUUAGUGUUUGGUACAAAGAAAAAGAUACUAACGAAUGGAAAACUUACUCUGUAACUAAUACACAAAAUAUGGAAGCUACUAUAACGAAUUUGAAUCCAGGGAAGGCUUAUGAAUUUAUGGUAAUGUGUAAAGACGACAACGAAGAUGGAUUUUUCAGUAAAUCAAUAACCGUUUGGACAAAAGAGCUGGAAGGUGAACCAGAAGCUAGAUUUAUUUCAAAAUUUCCCCCGGUGGGUUAUCCUCGAAAUGUGACUGUUCAUCCUACAGAAGGGGGUUUAUUAGUAUCUUGGCAGAAACCUGAAUAUGGUCUGGAAUUUUUGAAAUGGUACAUCGUCAGAUGGACCAAAGGAAGUGAUGAUUAUUUCUUUGGAUCUGCUGAUACAAUCAAUACAUCGUAUUUGAUAACAAAUCUAUCAGAAGGCACGGAAUAUGACAUACAAGUAGUCGCUUUAUCUAUAGAUGAUCAACAAUCGGUUAGUGACAAAGUCAAAGCGAUACUUCCAGGAUUCAAAAGUUUAAGGGCAAUAGCGACAGGCAUCGUAGCUGGUUUAGGAUUCUUAGCUGUAGCUUUUGUAGCCGUUUAUUACAUCAAAAAGAAAUGGUUCAAUUCGAACCCACAUAUUACCGUCAAAACUUAAUAUUUUUGUCGUUAUUUGUACCGGGUGUCCCAAAUUUGAAGAAUAUCAAUAAGAUUUCAAAAACUGAACAUGAGACGUAUUUUUUUAUGUAUACUUCAGCGUUUACAAGGCUGGGUCGAUUAGUUUGUAGUAUCUACAAUUUUUUAUCCUUCUUCAGGUUUGGAAACAAAAAAAUAGUCACUAAGGGUUAAAUCCGGAGAGUAGGGUGGAUUAAAAAACAACUCGUAGCUCAAUUAUUAUUUGAAAAGCCUGAUGGUGCUAACUUUUUACUAAGCCGAGCAUAUUGUUUUUCAUUUAUUAAAUUCCUCACAUAUUUCCGCACAUUUCCAUAAUUCAACAAGCUAUCGAGGAAUUUCAGCAUGAAGAUGAUUGAAACGUAGUGACGUUGAAUGGCCUGAUGUCAUUAUCUCUGAAAGGUUUCAUAUUCUCGAAUUUGAGAUACCCCUUACAUAUUUUAAAUAAAAUUUAGAUAAUUUCACCUUUAUUGUUAUAUUUUUAUUAAAUGAUUUUUAUUUAA
Molecule: messenger RNA, 4734 nt
Organism: Diorhabda carinulata
Lineage: Eukaryota; Metazoa; Arthropoda; Insecta; Coleoptera; Chrysomelidae
Product: protein borderless
Exons: 7
Coding region: 2223-4217 (664 amino acids)
Biological process (GO): axon guidance; homophilic cell-cell adhesion; dendrite self-avoidance
Cellular component (GO): plasma membrane; axon
Molecular function (GO): cell-cell adhesion mediator activity
Source: RefSeq, a predicted model, not a curated record